This is a messenger RNA of Oncorhynchus mykiss (rainbow trout), 1986 nucleotides long. RefSeq lists its product as uncharacterized. Gene Ontology annotation, cellular component: transcription regulator complex; chromatin; PcG protein complex. Gene Ontology annotation, molecular function: RNA polymerase II cis-regulatory region sequence-specific DNA binding; DNA-binding transcription factor activity, RNA polymerase II-specific. NCBI's taxonomy places the organism in Eukaryota, Metazoa, Chordata, Actinopteri, Salmoniformes, Salmonidae. The record is from RefSeq and is a predicted model, not a curated record. Gene Ontology annotation, biological process: regulation of transcription by RNA polymerase II.
UCUAGUGGACGGGAGGCUGUCGACUACUGAAUCAGCCACAUCGGCUUGCUAGCCGACAUAAAACCGAAUAAUUGAAGCUACUUUUACUAUUUUGUGUAUAUUAAUAGGUGUUUUAUACACAGGAGUUAACUUAACGUACUUGUUCAAUUUAUUAAUUUGUUCAGAUUGAUUUGAUUCUGAGCCUAGCACUAGGCUAGUCGCUAAUGCUACCUAGCUAGCUAACAUCCCUGACCAUGAGCUCACUAAGCUACUCGCCCCUUGCUAAAGAAGAGGAUGUCUACUGGACGGAGAAAGGAGCUCUGGAGCUGAACAUUGUCGUAAAAGAAGAAGAUGAGAAUAUUACAGUGAAAGAAGAAGAAGCUUUCAGAAUAAAACAGGAGGAAAUCACAUUGAAAGAAGAACAGGAGGAUGUUAAAGUGAAAGAAGAGAAAAAACAGUUUGUAGUGAAAGAGGAAGAGGGGAUAGAGGCUGUCACAGUGGUAGAGGAGGAGGUAGAAGCUUUCAGAAUCAAAAAGGAGGAAGAGGAGUCUGUUAUAGUGAAAGAAGAUAAAUAUAUUUUUGGAGUGAAAGAGGAAGAUGUAGAAGCUUUCAGAAUAAAAAAGGAGGAAGAGGAGGAUGUUAUUGUGAAAAAAGAGAAAGAUCUUUUUGGAGUGGAAGAGGGGAUAGAGGCUGUCACAGUGAAAGAGGAAGAAGAGAUAGAGGCUGUCACAGUGAACAAGGAAGAGGGGAUAGAGACUGCCACAGUGAACGAGGAAGAGGGGAUAGAGGCUGUCACAGUGGAAGAGGAAGAGGUAGAAGCUUUCAGAAUUAAACAGGAGGAAGAUGAGGAUGUUAUAGUGAAAAAAGUGGAAGAACCUUUUAGAGAGGAAGAGGACGAUAUCUCAAUGAAGGUAAAGGAGGAAGGCGUUUUGGGAGCGAAAGAGGAGGAAGGAGAUGAAGAGGAGACUGAAGAUCUGAUUAACACCAAAGAGAGACCCGACUCAGAGGAACCAGAGACGUCUGAACCAACGAGACGACACCACUGUUCCCAGUGUGGAAAGAGUUUUACCCAUUUAGGGAAUCUUAAAAACCACAAGAGAACACACGCAGAGAAGAAGUCUUACAACUGCUCUCAGUGUGGAAUGAGUUUUACCCGGUUAGGGAACCUAAAAUCGCAUGAGAGAAUACACACAGGAGAUAAGCCUUACCAAUGCUUCCAGUGUGGAAAGAGAUUUAUCGAGCCAGCACAACUGAAAGUUCAUUGGAGAAAACACACAGGGGAAAAACCAUUCCAAUGCUCUCAGUGUGGAAAUACAUUUACCCGAUCAGGGGACUUGAAAUCACAUGAGAGAAUACACACAGGGGAAAAGCCUUACCACUGUUCCCAUUGUGAAAAUAGUUUCAGUUGGUCAGGGCAACUGAAAGAGCAUAAGAGAAUACACACAGGUGAAAAGCCAUUCCAAUGCUCGCAGUGUGGAAAGAGUUUUACCCGGAUUGGGAACCUGAGAACACAUGAGAGAAUACACACAGGAGAGAAGCCGUUCCAAUGCUCUCAGUGUGGAAAGAGUUUUACCCAAUUAAGGAGCCUGAAAAGUCAUGAGAGGGCACACACAGGGGAGAAGCCUUUCCAAUGAUCUCAGUGUGGAAAUGGUUUUACCCGGUUAGGGUACCUGAAAACACAUGAGGUGACACACAAAGGAGGGUAGCCUCACCUCUGCUCCCAGUGUGAAAGAGUUUUACCCAAUUAAUGGUCCUGAAAGAGCAUGAGAGAAUACAUACUCUUCAUGUCACUACUCAUUGUGGAAAUACAUGUUCUGGCUUAUGGUUUUGACUGAGGAUUUGUGUUUUUGUCAUGAAAUCUAAUUGUAUAUAUUUAAUCAUACUCACAAAUAGGUCUACAUUUGUUUUUUUAUUUUUUAGAUUUUUCAAAGUAUCCACCCUUUGCCUUGAUGACAGCUUUGCACACUCUUGGCAUUCUCUCAACCAGCUUCAUGACGUAAUCACCUG